Nicotiana tabacum (common tobacco) is the source of this 2540-nucleotide messenger RNA. RefSeq lists its product as uncharacterized. The record is from RefSeq and is a predicted model, not a curated record. Lineage: Eukaryota; Viridiplantae; Streptophyta; Magnoliopsida; Solanales; Solanaceae.
AAGUCACAUUUGAGUGUCGAGGUCAAACUCCACAACCAUGGCGGGAGCUUACAGCACUUCACCAUGUUUCGUUCGACCUCACGCUCUCCUUUCAAGGAAACCUCUUUUGCUAGCAUGUGCCGUAAUUACACCGCGCCCAAGAAAACUCACAAAGAGAAAAAACUAUCUCCGUCCAAAAAUACUCAAAACCCUAACUAAACCCUACAUAAACCCCCGAACUGAACCAAUAAUAAGUCCCCUUGAAACCCCAAUUCAACACACCCACAUUUUGCCUUCUGACCAAGUCACUGGAGACGAGCUGAAACUGCCGGAAAAUCAAAAACUCCGGCUGCCGGAAGUUUCAGAGCCCGCCGGAGUUGUUAAUGACACUGCAGGUACUUUCUAUGAAACCCCACUUCAACAAACCCACAUUUUUUCCUCCGACCUAGCCGCCGGAGACGAGCUGAACACGUCGGGAAAUCAAGAACUCCGACUGUCAGAAGUUUCAGGCCCUGCCGGAGUUGUUGAUGCAUCUGCAGGUGUCUUUACUAAAAGCUCGUUACUGAAAUUUGGGUUGUGGGUAGUUGGAGCCUUUGUAUUUCAAACGGUUUGUGCUGUUUGGGUACUUGGUUCAGCUGAUUAUAGUGGAAAUAAUGGAACUUCGGAUCGUAAUGGCUAUAAAAAUGAAGUCCUGGAUUUGGAAGGUAAAAGUAAGCACAAAUUGAGAAUGUUUGUGAAUGGAGACGGAAAGCAAAAUGGUGAAAAUGGGGGUAUUGUAUUUGUGGAUGAGACUGAAAUGGAGAAAAAGAUCAAGGAAAUUCGACAUAUGGCAAGGGAGGCAAGAGAGAAGGAGAGGUUGGAGACGAAGGGAAGUAACGUCGAUGAGGAGAGCGAGGAUGGAGAAGAUAGUGAUGUUAAAAUUGGAAUAAAGAAGGAAGUUGACGAACGAUUAAUCAAGAUGAGAAAGAGACUGGAGAAGGGUAGCGACAAGCAGCCUGCAAAUUCUGUUAAUUAUCCAAGGGUGGAUGUUGAUAAAAAUGGCAGGAAACAUGGUGUUAAUUUGGAUGAGAAAGAGCUUAAUGCUGCUUUAAUAUUUAAAAGAAAGCAUAAAAUUAGAGAUUUCGGCAGUAAGCCAAGUAAUAAACCAAAGGGUUUUGUGCCCCCUGAACAUCCAAGUGCUGGUACAAAUGGAGAAAAAACCGUGGAGGGCAACACUGAAGUACUGAAGAACGGAAAUGGAGAAGGUGGAGUCGAUGUGUCAGGCGAUGAUGAGGUAGACCUGUUCACCCUUGAUUCUCACAGAGGUGCUAUCAUGAAUUUUGGUGAAAGCAUAGAGAGAAAAGAGAACACUGAAGAGGCAGAAUCCGAAACACCUGUACAGAUGAAGAAAUCAUCCGAAAACAACCUGAGGCGGGAAAAAGGAAGGUGUAUUAAAAAAGUUGAAGGUGGAAAAGUUGAUGUUGUCAAAUCUGUCAAGAAGAACUCAUUGGAGACGAGAGGGCGGAAGAAAAAAAGAAUUGCAUCAGACUUGGAGGAAUCUGAACCAGGAAUCGAUAUUUCGGUAGAUAGAAAUAAUGGGAGCAGUUUGUUUGAAGCUGUAGACUCAAAAGAACCAAUUCAGGAGACAGGAACUAUUUCAAAUACUGGAAACACUUUGGUUGAAGUUGUGGACUCAAAAGAAUCACAUAGUAUGAAGAGUACUACAACAAUGAACGGACACAAGAAGUCAAAUCGAAAUGGAGCUUCAAAGAUGGAGGAGGUUAAGGACCAAAAAGUAGUGAAACCAAACGGGGGUAUGAAAUCAGGAAAUGAUACUGACUUGUGGUGGUUCAGUCUUCCUUAUGUUCUUGUUAUUCGCAUGAGGAGAGGUCAUGAAGAUGAAGGACCAGAAGGAUUAUUUGCCAUAAAAAGUAGCUCUAAUGCGAAUGGUAGCUCAUCUCAUACAGUUGCCUUUGAAGAUCGUGGUGAUGCCACCAAUUUUUGUUAUCUCUUGGAGUCCUUCUUUGACGAUUUAGGAGACUUCAGUGCUGAAAUUGUCCCUUUUCCUGUUAAAGAACUUAUCGAGGCAGUUAGAUCACAUGCUAUGAAGGCAAUCGUUGUGAAGAAGGGGAAACUGAAGCUUUAUGCUGGACAACCAUUAACUGAUGUUGAGAUGGCCUUGCGCUCAUUGGUUGAACCAGAAUAAUCUCUGUUGAAGAAGAAUAGAUCCUUUGUCUCUCUAGAGAAAUUUUGGUGAUAUCUUGGCAUCUAUGCUAAUGAGAUUGAAGCUGCCCGUCCUUGAUUGCAGCAGAUACAAGAAAUGAGGGUCUCUCUAUCUUAUCAAUGGACCAACAUAUGGCAUUUUAUCUGUGGGAUACAAUCUUGUUUUGCUUCACUUGAAAAAUCAUUGAAAGAUCAAAUAGAGCUUUUCAUUUUCUUACUAGGGGCUACCCUUUUUUCUGUCUAUUUAUGAGGCUUGGAGAACUCAUGCACAAUGUGCAUUUGUUGAGAAUCAUCUAUGUAAAACAUACACACAACGCCACAUUAUUUCUGUGCAUAUAAUUAAACGGUUUUCCCUUUUA